Messenger RNA from Adineta steineri, 1329 nucleotides. The record is from the annotation of a GenBank genome assembly. NCBI's taxonomy places the organism in Eukaryota, Metazoa, Rotifera, Eurotatoria, Adinetida, Adinetidae.
AUGAAUCUCCAACAAGUUAACUUAGAUCGAGUACCAGCAUAUUGUGCACGUGUCAAUGUCAAUGGUAUUCAACGAACGAAAGAAGAUUAUAUUCGUCAUCAAAUCGAUAAUGUAUUUACAUCAAAUACAUUCGAAUCAUUACUCGUUAAUGUUGAACAAUUACGUAAAAAACUUUUACAACUUGGAUGUUUUCGUGAAGUUAUGGUUGUUAUUGAUUCAGCUAAAGAUGCAAAAGCAGAGAAUAGUUAUGAUAUAACAUAUGUUACUGAAGAACAUCGACCAAUAUCUGGUGGAAUCAAUACAGCUGUUGGACAAAAUGAAGGUUCACUGUGUACAAAUUUUUCUUUACCAAAUCUAUUUGGUCGUGGAGAAAAAUUUGGUGUUGAUUAUUCGUAUAGUAAUCGUGGCAAUACAGAAGGACGAGUCUUUUAUAAUAUGCCAACAAAACUCGAUCCAAAUAAACAAUUUUCUAUGUCAUUAUUUCGAAGUUAUUUUGAUAAUACAUGGAGUUCAUUUAAACAAGAUGAUCAUGGAAUCGAUAUAACCUAUAAUCUUCCACUUGGUAUUGUUCCCAAUGCUGUUCAUAGUUUUACUUGGGAAGGUGUUUGGCGUUCAGUUUUAGCUGGCAGUCCAACAACAUCUGUUGAUAUACGAAAAGAUGCUGGUCAUACAUUGAAAUCAUCAUUAAAAUAUACAGCAACAAUUGAUAAUCGAGAUCAUCCAGUAAUAGCACAACGUGGAUCUUAUUCUCAAAGUUCAAUUGAAUUAGCUGGUCUUGGUGGUGAUAGUCAAUUUGUAAAAUGGACAACACAACAUCAAGUUAAUGUGCCAUUACCAUUAAAAUCAGUUGUUCAAUGGUGUUUAUCUGCUGGUGCUAUUUGGCCUCUUUUACAAGGAAGAAAUCAAACAAUUAAAAUAAACGAUCGAUUUUUCCUUGGUGGACCAUUAAAUGUUCGAGGUUUUGAUUAUCAUGGUGCUGGACCACACAGUGAAGGAGCAGCUUUAGGUGGCGACUGUUAUUGGGCAACAGGUCUUCAUCUUUAUACACCUCUUCCUUUUCUUUAUCAUCGUGAAAAUUUAAUGUCUUACGUUCGUCUUCAUUAUUUUCUUAAUGCUGGAAAUGUAUUUAAUAUACAAAAUAUUAAUUCAGCACAAUCAUUGUUUUCUCAAAUAAGUAAUGCAACUCGAUUAUCAUGUGGUUUUGGUGUUGUUUUGAAUUUAAUGAAUGUUGCUCGACUUGAACUUAAUUAUACACUUCCAUUAUGGACACAAAUACAUGAUCGAGUGAUCAAAGGUUUUCAAUUUGGUGUGGGAUUUACAUUCAUUUAA